Molecule: messenger RNA, 2514 nt
Organism: Morone saxatilis (striped sea-bass)
Lineage: Eukaryota; Metazoa; Chordata; Actinopteri; Moronidae
Product: complement C2
Exons: 19
Coding region: 86-2434 (782 amino acids)
Biological process (GO): proteolysis; complement activation
Cellular component (GO): extracellular region
Molecular function (GO): serine-type endopeptidase activity
Source: RefSeq, a predicted model, not a curated record
GCAGUUGACUUCAGGUCGAUACAGACACUCUCGCUGUGGUUUCUGUCACUCAAAGACACAAACACCACUGAUACAGAGUCCGGUCAUGUAUGUCAAGCCCAUACUAUGGAUCCUUCUCUUCAUCUGUGUCCAGGAGGUGUCCCUGAAGGACUAUGAGUAUAACGAUGAGGAUGAAACAUACGACGACCCACAGCCUCUAAACUGCUCAACCACAGAGAGCAUCAAAGGCGGACAUGUCACCUACUCACGGGGAGGGCUGGAGGGCAGUGUGCUGACCUAUCACUGCAGCCUGGGGAAGUACCCUUCCCCGGUCAGCUUCAGGCUCUGCGGUGAUGAUGGGGAGUGGUCGGCCAUGAGAUUAUCCAAUGGCAGACCGGUGUCGCGGGCCACAUGCAAAGAUGUGUUGUGUCCAGCUCAGAUCCAGCUGGAUCACGGUGACCUCUGGCCCAGGGACCAGUGGCUCCGUGUCGGGGAGACGCAGAGCUUCUCCUGCCAGGAAGGGUUCACCCUGUAUGGCUCAGCCCAGAGGAACUGCACCCUCUCUGGGGAGUGGACAGGAACCACUCCUGUUUGUGACAACCAUGCUGACGACUGUAAUGACCCAGGGAUCCCACCAGGGGCCCAGAGGUCAGCACGCCGGUUUCGUACAGGAGAGAAGGUCAACUAUCGUUGUCAGGCUGGUCUGGAUCUGCUCGGGUCGGCUGAAAGGGUUUGCCUGGAGAACCGGGAGUGGAGUGGUUCAGUGCCACUGUGUCAAGGCCCAAAUACCUUUGACUCCCCCAGCAAUGUGGCAGCAGCCAUGGCGGGGUCACUUGCAGGAGUCAUGGAUGUAGUCUCACCAGACUCCAAAAAGAAAAGUACAAGGGUGUCCUUUGGCCGAACCUUCCGUGUGGCUGAAGGUAGUCGCAUGAAUGUCUACAUUUUACUGGACACAUCAGGAAGCAUCAAUACGCGGGACUUUAAUAAAUCCAGGAACGCCACCAUUGCUCUUAUCACAAAGUUGGACAGCUACGAGGUGCAGCUGAGGUUCCAUGUGUUGUCAUUUGCCAGCACGGCUAUAGACAUUGUAAGCAUCACAGACUUCGAGAUAAGUGGUAGCACCGAGGAUGUCAUAUGGCGCCUGAUGGAAUUUGACUACCAUAGCCAUGGCAGUAAGACCGGCACCAACCUGCAUGCCGCCCUGUUCCGUGUCAGUGAGAUGAUCAGCUUCUUUAAGCAAGACAGUGCCAAGUACCAUUUUAAUGAGACUCAGAACAUCAUCAUCAUAGAAACCGACGGUUUCUCCAACACAGGAACCAAGCCUCAGAUUGCCCUGGCCCGGAUCAGGAAUCUGCUUGGCUACCAAGUCACAUCCCAAGAUCACACAGAUGAGACAAUGCUGGAUGUCUAUGUAUUUGGUAUUGGGGAGCAAGUGAAGAAAGAUCAGUUGAACUCCUUAGCGUCAAAGAAACGUGGUGAGAGACACGUCUUCAUUAUGAAAGACUUCCAAACACUGGGAUCCAUGUUCAACAGCAUCAUUAGUGACAAGAGUGUGACGAUGUGUGGGGUAGCUCAGGAAGACAUCUCCAAGGAAAGUGGGGAGGAUGAGAAAAAUGUCUACAACAAACCCUGGCAUGUCACUGUGAAAACGCCGUCUAUGUCAUGUUUUGGAUCUAUUGUGGGCCAGAACUGGGUGCUGACAGCUGCUCACUGUUUCGCCAAGGCGAGCACUGAUGAUCUCCCACAGAGAGUGGAUUUAACACACGGUGAGGGCGUUGGGAUUUCAAAGAGGGUGAUAAUGCACCCCAGGUACAACACCAGGGCACUCAAACACAGAAACGUAUCUGAGUUCUAUGACUAUGAUGUCGCUCUGGUAGAGAUGAACCAGAGUAUCCCGCUCUCCUGGAAAGCCAGACCGAUCUGCUUGCCAUGUACUGUGCCAGCCAGCCGAGCCAUUAAGAAAGUCAACUCUACCUGUCAGCAGCACAGGGAGGAACUACUACAACACAAGGAGACUGCGGCCUUUUUCAUCCACAAAAGCAGUGAAACAGUCAUUCGCAAAGAAACACAUAUUCACACACAGAGUCAAAGGCCUAGCUGUGUUGAGAAGGCGAGGCUCACACUCACAAAGCCCACCGAUGUGACUCUGGAUGAGUAUGUGCCCGACAGGCUCCUCUGUACCGGCGGAUCCUCAGCAUACCGGGACGCGAUCAGCUGUCAGGGUGAUUCUGGUGGAUCCCUGUUUCUGGAAAAAAAGAAGCGCUACUUUCAGGUGGGAGUACUGAGCUGGGGCAUCAUGGAUGUAUGCAAACCACAGAACACAGCUCGGGGAAGGUACAGCAGUGACAAUCCGCCUCCUGAUGCUCGAGACUUCUACAUCGACCUGUUCAAGAUAAUGCCGUGGCUGAAACAGCAUCUGGGUGAGGAGAUCCAGUUCCUGCCUGAGGUCAACUGAGAACAUCUAUAAUAUAAUCAGACAACUGAGAUCUAUUUGGAUGAAGCCAUAAUAACACAAUGCAGAAUUCAGUAGCGCUU